UGCAGUGUUGUCACAUCAGGAGCUGCAGCACAGAUUCUGCUUGUCUGUCUGUCAUGACCGCGCAAAGUCAAGAGACAACUUUUCUAUAGCAGGGUCUCAUCAGCUAGAUAUUUCUUUAUACAUAUACACAUAUUUCUUUAAUUUAUUGCCGCAAUGGCCGGGCUCUGCUGCCUCCUCCCCGCCGCCCUGCUCGCCCUGCUGCUGGCCGGCUGCAGCCCUCCUGUUCGGGGGUAUUUCGCAGAGGAGCGCUGGAGCCCCGAGUCUCCUCUGCUCGCUCCGCGGCUCUUCCUCGCUCUCAUCUGCAGGAACUCCGAGCACUCUCUGCCUUAUUUCCUCGGUACUAUUGAGCGCCUCAACUACCCCAAGGACCGGAUGGCUUUAUGGGUGGCGACGGAUCAUAACAAGGACAACACCACGGUCAUUCUGCGGGACUGGCUCGUCAAGAUGCAGAGUCUCUACCACUAUGUGGAGUGGAGGCCGCAAGAGGAGCCCAAACUUUACCGGGAUGAAGACGGUCCGAAGCAGUGGACAGACCUCCGCUAUGAGCAUGUCAUGAAGCUUCGGCAAGUGGCGCUGGAGUCAGCUCGUGAGAUGUGGGCGGACUACUAUAUGUUGGCGGACUGUGAUAACCUCCUCACCAACCCCGAUGUGCUCUGGAAGCUCAUGAACGAGAACAAGACCAUCAUUGCUCCAAUGCUCGACUCCCGUGCAGCCUAUUCAAACUUCUGGUGUGGAAUGACCUCCCAGGGCUACUAUAAGCGCACUCCUGCCUACUUACCUAUAAGAAAGCAGGUGCGCAAGGGCUGUUUCGCAGUCCCCAUGGUGCACUCCACCUUCCUGAUAGACCUCAGGAAAGAGGCGUCCCGGCAGCUGGCCUUUCACCCGCCACACACAGAAUACAGCUGGGCUUUCGAUGACAUCAUUGUGUUUGCGUACUCUGCUCGGAUGGCAGAUGUUCAAAUGUUUGUAUGUAACAAAGAGACCUAUGGCUACUUCCCUGUGCCACUGCGAUCCCACAAUACUUUGCAAGACGAAGCUGACAGCUUCUUGCACACCGUGCUGGAGGUUAACGUGCGAAAUCCCCCAGUGAUGCCUUCCAAAUACGUACGUGUUCCUAAAAAACAACCCGACAAACUGGGCUUUGAUGAGGUGUUCAUGAUAAACCUACAGAGGCGGACUGACCGCCGAGAGCGGAUGCUGAUGGCGCUACAGGAGCAGGAGAUUACUUGUAAGGUCAUCGCAGCUGUAGAUGGAAAAGCGACGAAUAUGAGUGACAUUCAGUCAAUGGGCAUCCACAUGCUCCCUGGAUACAACGACCCCUAUCAUGGUCGCCCACUGACGAAGGGAGAGCUGGGAUGCUUCCUUUCCCACUACAACAUCUGGAAAGAGAUUGUGGAGCGACGCCUGGAAACCUCCCUGGUGAUCGAGGACGACCUGCGCUUCGAGAUCUUCUUCAAACGGCGCUUGAAGAACUUGAUGAGGGAGGUGGAGGAGGAAGGACUGGACUGGGAUCUCAUUUAUAUCGGUCGGAAGAGAAUGCAGGUGGAUCACCCGGAGAAAGCGGUUCCUAAUAUACACAACAUAGUGGAGGCGGACUAUUCGUAUUGGACUCUAGGCUAUAUGAUAUCACUACAAGGUGCAGAGAAGCUUUUGAAAGCAGAACCACUUAAGAGGAUUUUGCCAGUGGACGAGUUUCUUCCCAUCAUGUACAAUAAACACCCUGUGUCUGAUUACAUGAAAGAGUUUGAAACCAGGGACCUGAAGGCGUUUUCAGCCGAGCCUCUUCUCGUGUAUCCAACUCAUUACACGGGCGACAAAGGCUACAUCAGCGACACGGAGACCUCCACAGUGUGGGACAAUGAGAAGGUCCGUACAGACUGGGACAGAGCGCGCUCAGGAAAAACUGGCGAGCAGGCCGAGAUCAGCUCCGAGGCCAAGAACUCAGACGUGCUCCAGUCGCCUUUGGACAGUACGGCACGGGACGAGCUAUGAGAGGAGGAACCGAAUGAAAAUGUUACAAACCACCUUUUAGUUUUUUAAUCAUGUUUCAUCUUUGAUACGUUAGAUUUUUUGCAUCACAGCAGGGAUGUGACAUCGGAGUUUGUAGGCCGAUUUAAUUUAUCCAGAUGUGACGAGUUAAAAAGGGAUCAGGUGCUGUUUUCUGUCACGUUGUAGUUUUUACUUUAUAAAGGCACUAGACUUGCCAUUCGGAGUGGCAUUUGCAGUACCCAGCUUCUGUCUGUCAUACAGAAAUGAACCUAUAUAUCAGCAAAGAAUGCAGUUGGACUGUUACAUUUCAGUCACCGGGCAGUUAAAUGUUGUCAUAAUUUGAGAUUACACUGUGAAAUGCUUUUUUUUUAAUUUCUCAAGACUACAAAUACAAAAUCAAGACUUUCGUAGACAUUCACGUCUUAAAUCAAACGUUAAUCAUUGUAAAUUCAUUAGUCCAAGAGGAGAAACAUCUGCAUGUCUUUUGCUUUUAGUAUUUUGUCUUUUUAAACUUCAUAUUGUUUUUAAUAAUCAUUAGCUAACACGUAAGAUGCUUGCAUUAGAGCUUUACCAAAGCAACAAAACACACAACUCAGAAUCAUAGAGUUACACUACUUCUACUACUGUAGAGUUUAUAUACCAAUGCAGUUCAUUAUGCCCGUCUCCCUGGUCGCCACUUUGGGAUUGCACCCAGGCUAAUGCCGCCAACCCGCUGUUGACAUGGUGAUAGACGACACAAACCACCGUACACGCCUCAAAACAUGGUGGUUUGGGAGUAACGCGGUUAUAAAUGCCCUCUAAGUUCCCUCAAAACUAACCCACCCAACCACAUCCAAACAUGCUGAAUCAUUUUCAGCUACAUAUGAAUUUGAACCUUUUGUUGUGAGCAAGACUUCAUAAAAAAGUCUCUGCAAAAGAGAACAUAAACAACAUAAAGUUUGUAUCAUCUUACAUUUUACAGAUUAUUUAUUCUGUGUCACAUGACUCCACUUAUUCUCCCAGGAAGUUGUUAUCAAUGGGAGCCGUUCACUCCAUGGAUCUUGCACAAAAAUGUUAGUGGUGCAUUGUGCCAACAAUAAAUAAAAUGUUUUAUUUUUAAAAAAGAAA
This is a messenger RNA of Sebastes umbrosus (honeycomb rockfish), 3096 nucleotides long. RefSeq names its product collagen beta(1-O)galactosyltransferase 1a (gene colgalt1a). The coding region runs from base 154 to 1992 and encodes 612 amino acids. The transcript is spliced from 12 exons. Lineage: Eukaryota; Metazoa; Chordata; Actinopteri; Perciformes; Sebastidae. Gene Ontology annotation, molecular function: procollagen galactosyltransferase activity. The record is from RefSeq and is a predicted model, not a curated record.